Molecule: messenger RNA, 717 nt
Organism: Aspergillus pseudonomiae
Lineage: Eukaryota; Fungi; Ascomycota; Eurotiomycetes; Eurotiales; Aspergillaceae
Exons: 5
Coding region: 1-717 (238 amino acids)
Source: RefSeq, a predicted model, not a curated record
AUGGCCGAGUCACCCGCUAGUAUCAUGAAGCUAUCUCUACCUCUAGCGAAUGAAGACCUGGGGCGUCUGAUUAGACGUAUCGAGCAACAUUGUCCAUCCGAAAACACUCUCACCGUUACUUUCUCGCAGGAACACAAGGCCUCACAGGUACACGUCAACGAUGGCGCAAUUACCAAACCCAUAGCAAAGACUAGACGCGUGAAGAAAUCUUCAACCGUGAAGCAAGAGAUCUUACCCGAGAACAACAACAAGGAAGCCCACAAACAUCCAAAGAAAUCCUCCGUGCAGGCGUUAGGAAUGAUAAACGUCGCAAACCUUACUGAACAGGAGACAGCUGACCUGAUCAUGAUUAUGUGUCCAGCCGACUUUGCAGGCGUGAAAUGCAAUCAGACAGAUUGCAAGUUUCUCAGGCGAUGUGAGUCAAUGCAAGAGCAUGAAUCGAUCAGUUGUGCCAUGGUGAGAUGCACCUAUAUUCACGGUUUAAAGGUCUCGUGUCCGAAGAUCCUCACGGAUAGAGGAUGUGUUACAUUGUUUCUCUCCAGGCUUAGCCCGAGUUACUGUCAGUUCGGCCACGACCAUCGUGCGGCGAGGUUAUUCAACUACAAGGAAGGCUCUGCGUGUCACGGCGUGCUGAAUUUGGAGACUAAAAAGAAACGCCGGCUGGCUGGUCCAGGACCAGCCGGCUUUGGGUUGGUACCUCGGGCUGGCGCAAUUUGA